UGAAAAUGUAAAGCAGUCAAACGCACUCUAUGUAUUUAUAAAUGACGUAAACCGUGAAGUGACAGAGAAAACUGAAAAAAAUGUUUGCACAGAUCCCACAGGGACAAACAGAUUCUAAUAAUCCUGUUCUUUAUGAGGAAGUGAAACUUUCAAAGUCUGCCAGAGAAAGAGAAAAAUAUGACAACAUGGCUGAAUUAUACGCUGUGAUAAACACACUACAGAGUUUAGAGAAAGCCUACAUAAAAGAUGCUGUUCAGCCCAAAGAGUACACUGGUGCAUGCUCAAAGCUCUUGGUGCAAUAUAAAGCAGCAUUCAAACUUGUUCAGGGAGAUUUUUCAACAGUAGAACAAUUCAUGAAAAAAUACAGGUUGGACUGCUCUGCUGCUCUGGAAAGAAUAAAAGAGGAUCGACCAAUCACAAUCAAAGAUGGGAUUAGCCAAGGCAACACAAGUAAAGCUAUCGCAGAUAUUGUGUCGCUGUUUAUCACAGUAAUGGACACUCUAAGAUUAGAAAUCAGAGCUAUGGACAAGCUUCAACCUGAUCUGAAAGAAUUAAUGGAAACCAUGAACAGAUUAAGUAUAUUACCCAGAGACUUUGAAGGCACUCAGAAAGUUAAAAAAUGGUUGGACAUAUUUGAUGAAAUGUCUGCCUCGGAGGAACUGGAUGAUAACCAAGUGCGACAGAUUCUGUUUGAUUUGGACAGUGCUUACAAUGCCUUCAACCGCAUACUGCAUGACCACUGAAACACCAGCUGGAAUAUGAAUGUUGUUCUCUGCGUGACUCAAGAUCUUGAUUUUCUCAUUUGUCUUUUAGCCAGCCAUUUAAAUUUGGCUAAAUUUUAACAUAUUGUCAUGACCCACAUCUGUAUGGUCGGUUUAUAGAGAGUACCGUUUUGUUGACAUCAUAAUGACAAUUGCAGUGCUAGUAUUCAUUACAUGUGUGCUGAUUGAUAGGAAGUAAUGUUCACGAAAAUGGUCAAGCUUUUUCGAAAAAAAUGUUCAUUUAGAAUAAAAACAUUUUAAUACAAUGUACUACUAUCAGUAGUGAAAUAUUGAUGAAAUUGUAUGAUACAUCUGUAUGCUGAUACCAGUACAUGUGUAAUAUUGUGAUUUGUUCUGUUUUGAUGAUGGAAAAAGGACUUUUAAUGAUACUUGCAUUUAUUUUGCAUCAUGGUUUCAAUUAAUCAUAGUUUGAUUGAAUUGUAUUAACUUAACACAGAUAUUCCUAAUAUUUACUUUAUGAAUUAUGAAUAAAACGAAAAAAUAUAAAUGCUUACAAUUGACUCUGAGAAAUUCACAUCCAGGAGUUGGGAAAAAAUAGGUAUUCAGGGCAAAAAUAAAACGGGGUCAAAUGUAACUCAUCUAUUAUAGAGUAAAAUGUUAUGUACACAUUUAAUGAUGAAAUAUUUCUAUCACCCGAUGCUUGCUCAGAAAAGCAGGUGCACUUGAGUGCCCACCCAAAUUUCAUAUCCCUCCAGUGUAAAUGUUGGGAGUGUGCUUGUGAACACCUGCUUUACUGAACGUGCCUCUACCAUAAAGCAAACAGGCUGAGUGGUGAAUAUUAAGUUAUCCAUCAGACCCACCAUUACAAAUUUGAUGCAUGAUUUUUGAUGCCCAAAUGAAAAAAAAAACCCAAAUUUUUAAGCUAUAAAAUGUGAAUACACCUUCAUUUCCAGGAGUUUUAAUACAUAUUGUAUAUAUGUAGAAUAGCUCAAUAUAGUCAAGACCAUCCAUCCUUUCUAAAAUUAAAAACCCAGCAAGAUUUGUCUGAUCUCUAUUGUAUGUUUGUAUUUGUAAUGAAUAAAAAGGUAACACAAUA
Messenger RNA from Magallana angulata, 1818 nucleotides. Its product is annotated as vacuolar protein sorting-associated protein 28 homolog. The transcript is spliced from 9 exons. The record is from RefSeq and is a predicted model, not a curated record. Gene Ontology annotation, cellular component: ESCRT I complex. Gene Ontology annotation, biological process: protein transport to vacuole involved in ubiquitin-dependent protein catabolic process via the multivesicular body sorting pathway. Bases 81 to 743 code for a protein of 220 amino acids. Gene Ontology annotation, molecular function: protein-containing complex binding. NCBI's taxonomy places the organism in Eukaryota, Metazoa, Mollusca, Bivalvia, Ostreida, Ostreidae.